GCUCUGGGCUCUGAAUAGCUGGGGCGCGGGUUGGUGUUCUGGGCUGCACAUGAGGGGAGGGGGUCUGCUUGGUGGAUGAGCAGGAGGACUCUGGAUAGCUGGUGGGGGUGGGCUCAGGGGGGCAGGUUCCUUUCUGGAGCUGCUGUGCCUACAGCUCCAUAGCCGCAUCUGACACUUUCCAGAGCUGGUGGAGUUGGAGAGUGAAGUGAGAGAGACCAGCAUUGGCCCAGAGGUCAGCACUGCAAACCAGCCAGGAACCUACAUACAUUUGAGAAAAGAGAUUUGCAGGAGGUUUGCUGAGGUUCUGUUUGAUUCUGGAAAGAGACCAGAAUACGAUGACUACUUUAGAUGAUAAACUGCUUGGUGAGAAGCUCCAGUACUACUACAGCAGCAGUGACGAUGAAGACAGUGAGAAAGAAGAUAAAGUCGGAGAGAGCACCAUUCCUGAGGUGGUCGAUGGGGAGGUGGAGCUGAGCAGCGAUGGCACUGCAGUUAACACAGGUCCAAAGGGUGUCAUAAAUGAUUGGCGAAGAUUCAAACAACUGGAGACGGAGCAGCGAGAGGAGCAGUGUAGAGAGAUGGAACGACUUAUAAAAAAGUUAUCCAUGACCUGCAGAGCUCACUUGGAUGAAGAGGAGGAUAAACAGAAGCAGAAAGAACUUCAGGAAAAAAUCAGUGGAAAGAUGACUUUACAAGAAUAUAAUAUGAUUCAUGAUGGCGAAGAUGAUGAAGAGUUUUUACAGCAAUACAGGAAGCAGCGAAUGGAGGAGAUGAGGCAGCAGCUGCAUAGUGGGCAGCAGUUUAAGCAGGUUUUUGAGAUCAUCAGUGGGGAAGGGUUUUUGGACACAGUUGAUAAAGAACACAAGAACACGUUGAUCAUGAUCCACAUCUAUGAAGAUGACAUCCCUGGCGCUGAAUCUGUGAAUGGCUGCAUGAUCUGUCUUGCUGCUGAGUACCCAACAGUCAAAUUUUGUCGAGUUAAGAGUUCCCUGAUUGGUGCCAGCACUCGCUUUACUAAUAAUGCUCUACCUGCUUUGCUCAUCUACAAGGGAGGAGAGUUAAUUGGCAACUUUGUCCGAAUCACCGACCAGCUUGGAGAAGAUUUUUUUGCCGUGGACCUGGAGGCUUUUUUACAGGAGUGUGGUCUGCUCCCAGAGAAGGAUCUGCUGAUGAUGACUUCCAUAUGUAACCCAUCUGCAUGUUAUAGUGAAGACAGUGAUUUGGAGAUAGACUGAAAAAGUGAACGAAGGGUUCAGUAAGCUGGGGUUGCCCCGUGGUGUCCUUUGUUGUUGUAGAUUGUUCAUUUGUUCUUUUCUGUAUUUUUUUGGUAUAUUUUUCCCCUCCCUCCCAUGCACUUUGGCUUUUAGCCCAUUAGUACUUUUAAGAGUCUUUAUUAUAUGUAAUGUAAAGAAUUCUUAACAUUUUGUUAAAUUACUUCAAUAAAAUGUAAACUAAAACUGUC
Messenger RNA from Gopherus evgoodei (Goodes thornscrub tortoise), 1462 nucleotides. It is a transcript of the gene PDCL, whose product is annotated as phosducin like. The record is from RefSeq and is a predicted model, not a curated record. NCBI's taxonomy places the organism in Eukaryota, Metazoa, Chordata, Testudines, Testudinidae. Bases 336 to 1235 code for a protein of 299 amino acids. Gene Ontology annotation, biological process: regulation of G protein-coupled receptor signaling pathway. The transcript is spliced from 6 exons.